UCUGUCCAGCCUGUGCUCCUGAGCUGAAGCUGGGUUUGGGCUCUCGCCACCAUGCCUGCCAACUACAAUGGGACCUGGGAGAUGGUGACCAAUGAAAACUUCGAGGGCUACAUGGUUGCUUUAGGUAUUGAUUUUGCAACUCGUAAGAUUGCAAAACACUUGAAACAAACAAAGGAGAUUGUUCAAAAUGGAGACAAUUUUAAAACCAAAACACUCAGCACUUUCAGAAACUAUGAUUUGGAUUACACUGUGGGGGUGGAGUUUGAGGAGCACACCAAAGGACUGGAUAACCGAGUGGUGAAGUCCCUGGUGACCUGGGAUGGUGACAAACUGGUCUGUGUUCAGAAAGGCGAAAAGAACAACAGAGGCUGGAAGCACUGGAUUGAAGGAGACAUCCUGCAUCUGGAACUGACAUGUGAAGACCAGGUGUGCCAUCAGACAUUUAAGAAGAAGAACUAAAAUGGAGCAGAAAGCCUCCCAGAUUUUCA
Serinus canaria (Common canary) is the source of this 488-nucleotide messenger RNA. It is a transcript of the gene RBP2, whose product is annotated as retinol binding protein 2. Gene Ontology annotation, biological process: fatty acid transport. Bases 52 to 459 code for a protein of 135 amino acids. Gene Ontology annotation, molecular function: fatty acid binding. The transcript has 4 exons. Gene Ontology annotation, cellular component: cytosol; nucleus. The record is from RefSeq and is a predicted model, not a curated record. NCBI's taxonomy places the organism in Eukaryota, Metazoa, Chordata, Aves, Passeriformes, Fringillidae.